GGACGCAGGAUGUGCUGGGGAAUGCACAAAACAACAGCUGCUACGAUGAGAGAGAAAGAGAGAUGUCUCGUUUUCACUUUCUCCUUUUCGCUUUAAAGCUUGCCGGGUGAUUCUACAUGAAGCAGAUGAAUGGGGGGAAAUAAAAAAAAACGAUGCACCAACGACCACCGUGCAUUCCCGGCGCUGCUUCUUGUUAGACGCAAGGUAUUUCCCGGUUGAUUAUCGGAUAGUGUCAGUAGUAGCCUGUGACCGGAGCUGCUGCUGGUGUCUUGACCACAAGCCUACUCCCGGUGUGGAUAUGACUUCCUGGCUACGUAAAUACGACAAUCCUGUGCUGCUCUUCCUGCUUUUGGCCGCUAACAUCACCAGCGGGAGCUCGCAUUCCGGUGAGCGUGUGUGUUCGUCUCCUCCUGUCUCAUCAUGUUCAGAGUGCCUCCAACGCGGACCACGGUGUGCCUGGUGCUUUCAGGAGCGUUUCCUGGAUGGAGCUGAGGUGGGAGAGCGCUGUGACCUGGCAGUGACCCUGGCCAGGAGGGGGUGUGGCCUAGAAUUCAUAGAGCAUCCAGAGGUCAUGGUGGAGGUCAACCCUACGACCAGCAGAACCCAGGUUUCACCUGGAGAGAUCACACUCACACUCCGACCAGGUGCUGAGACCAGUGUGGUAGUAGCAGUACAACAGUUAGAGAGGUAUCCUGUUGAUCUGUACUACCUGGUGGACGUAUCAGCAUCCAUGCAGGACAACCUGGACCAGCUGAAGAAGGUGGGCGUGGCCUUGUCCACCCGUAUGAGAGAACAUUCCAGUGAUCUGCGCCUGGGGUUCGGCUCCUUUGUCGACAAAAAUGUCUCUCCCUACAUCAACGUACACCCCUCCAAGAUAAACAACCCCUGCAGGUAG
Molecule: messenger RNA, 895 nt
Organism: Oncorhynchus kisutch (coho salmon)
Lineage: Eukaryota; Metazoa; Chordata; Actinopteri; Salmoniformes; Salmonidae
Product: integrin beta-8-like
Exons: 5
Coding region: 299-895 (198 amino acids)
Biological process (GO): cell-cell adhesion; integrin-mediated signaling pathway; cell adhesion mediated by integrin
Cellular component (GO): focal adhesion; integrin complex; cell surface
Molecular function (GO): integrin binding
Source: RefSeq, a predicted model, not a curated record